CACGGAAGUAGGUGCUGUCGGUCUCCUCCAUUCUUGCUUCAUGAUCCUAUCAGAAAGUAGGCGUCAGUUCACAGAACAGUGUCAUUGGGUUAAAGUUUGCCCCACCUUUGUUGCUCAUAAAUAAUAGCAACCUGAAUCUGGGCUAGCAUGUGGAUAGAGUAGAGAACAGCUCGUUUUCAGACACACUAGAGCAGUCAGGUUGCUGAAUACCUCUUUCGUUUGUUGAGUAAGCUAAACACUCAACGAAGCAGUAGCAUGUCGGUCGACAGCGUGUUUAGGACCCGCUCUCUCGGUGUGGCCGCCGAGGGUCUUCCUGACCAGUAUGCCGACGGCAAAGCAGCGAAAGUCUGGGAGCUGUACAUCGGAGACACGCAGAGUAGGACGCAGGAAUACAAAAGCUGGGUGGUGUCUUUGCUGAAAGAGCAAGGAGUGCAAAGAGUGCUGGAUGUAGCCUGCGGAACAGGAGUUGACUCCAUCAUGUUGGUGGAAGAGGGCUUUACAAUGGUGAGCGUGGAUGCCAGCGACAAAAUGCUCAAGUAUGCGCUGAAGUCAAGAUGGGAGAGAAGAAAAGAACAAGCUUUUGACCAGUGGGUGAUUGAAGAGGCCAACUGGUUGACGUUACCAGAGGAUAUUCAGAAACCAGGGCCUGGCUUUGAUGCUGUUAUCUGCCUCGGCAACUCAUUCGCCCACUUACCAGACUUUAAAGGGGACCAGAGUGAUCAAAAGUUGGCCCUUCAGAACAUUGCCAGUAUGGUUAGACCAGGUGGGAUCCUCAUCAUUGACCACCGUAAUUACGACUACAUCCUGGAGACCGGCCGGGCACCACAAGGCAAAAAUAUCUACUAUAAGAGUGAUCUAACUCAGGACAUCUCCACUUCGGUGCUGUGGGUUGACAAUAAGCCCCAUAUGAUCACUCUGGACUACACCAUCCACGUGCCUAAGGCCACCCUUCAAAAUCUUCCUGACGUCAGUAAAUUUCGUCUGUCCUACUACCCUCAUCGUCUGGAGAGCUUCAAAGCUUUACUGACCGAAGCCUUCAACAGCAAAAUGGAGCACAGCGUCUACGGAGAUUUCAAGACGUAUGUCCCUGGCCAGAACCAGGCCCCGUGCUACUUCAUCCAUGUCUGUAAGAAGACUGCCUAAGAGCAACCUGUUACACACACACACACACACACACACACACACACACACACACACACACACACACACACACACACACACAAACACAAACAAACAAGUGUUUAAGUCUGAACAUGCUCCUACUGUCCUCCAGAUUUGGGCAAAAUUCUAUUUGAAUAUGUUUUAAAACAAUAUUUCACUUUAGAUCUUUGUAAAAAAAAAAAUAGAAAAUAAGAAGAAGAAGAAAAGAAGCAUAUUGGCACCACAUCAUUUGUGUCCAGUGUUGGCAUAUUCAAGAAUGGUUAUGCCAGUAGCUGGCAUUAUUAUCAUUAUAUAAGAAAAUGUAUUAUCAGUGAUUUUUGCUAUGUUCUAGAAAGUUAUAAUUCAAACUUGCUAUUAGUUUUAUUUUUUAUUUCAUUUUGAUUCUGAUCUCUCUUUUUAACUUAAAACACAGUGCGUUCCUAAAACUCUAAAAAGGUCAAAGCUAGUUUGAAAAAUAUAUUCAAAAUUUAUCGGACCACUGUUUUGCCCAUAUCUGGUAUUUCCUAAUGUGCUGUGUGUAUAAUCUUGACCUCAUUUCGUCGUUGCUUUCCGCCUUUCUGAACUUCGAUAACCACAAUGAACAUGUUUUAACAUGGUGCUGUACAUUAGUGAUAUUUCUCAUGAUGGAACACUUGAUAUUAAUUGCCAGUAAUGUACGAAGUGCAAUUCCAGACAAUUGAAUUUUAAAAGUUUAGGGUCUUAAAAACACCCAUAAAGCAUCAGUGUUUUGUGAAUACGGUAGCCGUUCUUUUGCUUGUAUUUUUGAGCUCGAAAAGUGGAUCCCAUUCUGGUCUACUGCCUUUCUUUAAAUCUGGCAUAGCAUGAUGGCAGUUUUACUUCAUUAGCCUUACUGUUGUGGCUGUCGCCACAUGUUCAAUAGUAUUCUUUUUAAAGGCUUGGUUAACCUGUUUAGGGUAAACCAGUGGGACUGUCAAUCCAAUCAACAUUCCUUCACCAUAAAGUGUUCUUCUCACCAAAUUCCCUCCAACUCCAGAGCUACAUAACCUCUGACCUCUCUGAACCUGAAAAUGUCCACUAAAGACUGCUCUUGAGAAAACUGUUUCUAAUAUUUGAAUGUAAUUUGCGUUUUUUUGUAGCAAUUUAUAGCAUUGUUGUUUGGUUGGUUUCUAGGUUCUGUUAUUCCAUGGUACAAUUCAUUUACUUUAUUUGAGCUAAAAACAGCCUUUACAUGUUCCGAAAUGAAAGUCAGCCUUUUUUAGUCCUAUUGAGGAUUCAUCAAAAACUACUACCAGAAUCAUUUUAGGAAUACUCAUAGUCGUUGCUGUGUGUACUAAAACUGGUUAAAAAUCCAAACCGUUGCAUUACAGUAAUAGCAUAGAAAACCCAACCGUAUUUAAAAUUGUGUUCUCAACCAAAUAUAUUUCAAAAGUGUUAUUUUCUGCUCAAUCUUGGACUAUUUUUGCUUCAAAAGUGCAAGAAACCUGAUUGUUAUGCAUUGGUGCUGCACAGUACAUUGUCUCAAAUAAUUGAGUUUAGCCAAAUAAUGAGGGGAGCAUGAUGAAAGAAUAAUUUAUUUUUGCUUUUUUUAUCCAGGUUCAAAUACAUUUUGCUUCGACACCAAAUAAAAAAUGUGUUUUUCACUGAAAUGAGAAAGGUGCUCUACCAGAGAGAAAUCAAAUAUUAUCACUACCCCUGCUGUUUGCCUAAACAGGAGUGCACUGUGCAUUCAAAUGUUGUGCCAGUGCCUCUUGUAAAACUACAUUUACGGUACGCAGAAGUUUGUAAUUGACAUCAACAGUAGGUUCAGAAUGUGGUAAGAAUGGCUGGAUGUUUGAGUGGCCUUGAAAGUUUAUGUAGAGAUUUCACAACAGUCUUAUCAUGUUGCCAGAUCUUAAAAAUAAAGUGUAAACAUUUUAUAAUGAACAAGGAUUAUUGGAAUUAUUUUGCAUGAAAUAAAAAAUAUUUUAAGUAAGUAA
Perca flavescens (yellow perch) is the source of this 3098-nucleotide messenger RNA. RefSeq names its product glycine N-methyltransferase (gene gnmt). NCBI's taxonomy places the organism in Eukaryota, Metazoa, Chordata, Actinopteri, Perciformes, Percidae. The record is from RefSeq and is a predicted model, not a curated record. Gene Ontology annotation, biological process: S-adenosylmethionine metabolic process; protein homotetramerization; regulation of gluconeogenesis. Gene Ontology annotation, cellular component: cytosol. Gene Ontology annotation, molecular function: glycine N-methyltransferase activity; glycine binding; identical protein binding. The coding region runs from base 256 to 1143 and encodes 295 amino acids. The transcript is spliced from 6 exons.